Molecule: messenger RNA, 3045 nt
Organism: Trichogramma pretiosum
Lineage: Eukaryota; Metazoa; Arthropoda; Insecta; Hymenoptera; Trichogrammatidae
Product: kinesin-like protein KIF15
Exons: 6
Coding region: 1-2448 (815 amino acids)
Biological process (GO): intraciliary transport
Cellular component (GO): axoneme
Source: RefSeq, a predicted model, not a curated record
AUGCAAAGCGACGUCCCACCGCUACCCGUGUCCUGUCUGUCCGAGAGAAUAUCGAUUAGGUAUCUAUGCACGCCCAAGAAAACAUUUAUCGCACGCGGCCUCUCUUACGCACGUUACGUGUUGUUGUUGUUGUCAUUUUCAUUAACGAACACCCGACAUGCGAUCAGCGAUUUCCGUACCAAAGUCCAUCAGCAGAGAGUCGCCGGCCGGACGACGGCCGCCGCUGUUACUGCUGCUGCUGCUGCUGCACCCAGCAAAAGCCAGAGCUCACUGAACGUUAGCAAUAAAUUAAGCCCCGUCGGCAGCUGUGCACUAGAGCAUCGUAAUCAACGCCAGAAGGAGCAAAAAAAUAAUCAUCAGCACCAGUGUUACUUGCCACUUUCUACGAGAAAGCAAUUGCAAUCCUUGAUCGCGUUCGCGAGCCCGUACAGUAAUUGCAGCGCGCGUAGUAGCCAACACCAUCAUCAGAGCGAGAACAAUCCCGGAGCGGAGAAAGAGGCAUCGUCCUCGGUCAUCGGUCGGCGCGUCUGCUCGGCCAAGAUGUUGCGCAUCAAGCACCUCCAGAAUCAACUGGCCGACGCUCACUACCAUCUCAAUGAGCUGUCGAACGAGAACAAGCUGCUGCGUGCCAUACAGAAGCGCCAGGACUCGGCGCUGAAGAGGUACGAGGGCAGCAACGCCGAGCUGCCCCGGAUCAUCAACACGCACCACGAGGACUUUCGGGUGCUCCAGGCCAAGCACAGCAAGCUCAGGGCGCAGUGCAAGGAGCUGCAGGACCGCCUCAAGGACAAGGACAGCGAGCUACUUACCUUGCAGGCGCAGAACAAGAAAUUGCAGCAGCUGAGCAAGGACCGCCACCUGCCGGAGCGUGACAAGCUGCAGCAGCUGGUGGCCGAUCUGCAGCAGCGCUGCGACGAGCAGGAGCGACUCGUCCAGCAGCUCCGUCGCAAGCUCGAGCUCGAGACCAAGUACCUGAAGCAGCAGCUGCACGGCGAGAUGGCCAAGCACAAGGAGGCGGCCAAGCAGCUCGCCGAGGCACGCCGCAAGCUCGAGAGCAUGGACGAGCUGCUGGAGCGCAGCAACAAGCGAUCCUACCAGGCCAGUCGGCUCGGCUACAAUUACAGGUGCGAGCGAGGAGGCCUAGCCAAGAGGACCGCCGACAAGGUCGGAGGACGCUUGCCCGUAGCCUCGUCCUCGCUCCAGCAGCAGGUUCAGGUCAGCCAGUCGCUCGUCGACCUCAACGAUUUUCGGGCCGCCGGACGACAGAUCGAGGCGAGCUUCAGGCUGCUGCACGACCAUCAUCCCUCGUCGUCGCUCGAGUUCGAGGCUCGUCGCGAGGCCCGACAAAUCACCGACUCGAUGCUGCCGAUGCUCAGCAACAACAGCAACAACCACAACAACAACCACAACGGGACGAUGGAGAAUAAUCGGGUCGCCAGCAACGAUCCGAGCGAGUACCUCGAGCGAAUUCAUUAUCCGUCGUCCUCGACGCGUCUCAGCGAGCCGUCGCCGAUUCAGCAUCACGAGAAGCCAUCGUCCCAUCCCGUUGCCUACUCGUUGCAGCGAGACGAUGGCGAAACAGAGACGCUCGCAGCGCAGGAAAAGCGCGCCGAUCCAACGAGCGGAUCGAGAUCGUUGCACGCCAGAUUGGUGAGCUCGGCGAGCGAGGCCGAGGACGACGCCGCGUCCAAGCGGCGACAAUCGACCAAGAGGACGUCGACCACCAACGGACCGAGCAGCAGCAGCCGAUCUCGCUCGUUGACCAAGGAGAAUCUCGACCGUAUCGCCGAGUACAACGACGAGCUCGCCGACGAGAUCAAGUACGAUCGCGACUCUGUCGUAACGGUCAUUGCGAAAGAGCCGACUGUAGCGCGGCCGAUCGUUGCGAAACAGCAGCAGCAGCAGAACAAGUGCGACGCUUCCCACCACGAGAGUAAUAUUAGCCUGAGCGAUGUCGAAAGCGAGAUCGACCUGCCGAUCGAGCUUAGCUUGGAGGAUGAUGACGAGGAUGAGCCCAAGCCGACGACGCAGCAGCAGCCGAUCGUCACGCCCUGGGACGACGACAAGCGAGCCCAGGACGACGUGAGCACGCCCAACAAAGAGUUACUGCUGGCCGUCGACAGCAAAGUCUUCGACAAGCCGGUCGAGCAGCAUCAACAGCAGGGCAAUAAAGAUGCAGCGACGAGCAAGGCUGCCUUCGACAAAGCCAAAUUGCUAGCCGCCAUGAGGGCCAUCGACAACAACGAGACCACCGUCGUUGCGACAACCAUUCCCAGUGGCGGUACGACGACGACGACGGCGUCGCGAAGGAACAGCGCGACGAGUCUCGGCUCCAACGGCCUCACGAGGCUGCAGAUCACCGAGAAUCUCUUCCGAGGCCUGCCCACCCACUCCAAGAAGAAGGACAUCAUGAAGGAGCUGUUCCCCGACGCCGGCCCGAUCGUCUGAACGGCCGCCCAUAUCCUAACGAUGUAUAUUUUUGUCGAGACGAGACGCGACUAUUUUUUCACCUCAGCCAAAGUGAUACCGUUGUGAUAACGUCUAGUCAUUCUUGUAAAUAAAUAACGAGCUUAGAAACAAAUCGACGGAUAACAGUUUUGAUUCUUUCUUUUUUUUGAAUUUUUUUUAUUUCAUUUUUUUUUCUUUCUUUUUUUUUUUUACAAAAUUAAAAAGUUUGCGUUUACAUUUCGAAAACUUUUUCAGGCAACGUCCUCUUUCCAAAGAAAUCGAACCAAAAAAAUUUCGUAGAGAAAGAGAGAGAAAAGCGCAAUUGCAUCAUUAAUCGCACCGUUCCGUAACCUUUGUAAAUAUAUAAAAUUUUGUUUCAUCACCGUAUGUAUCAUCGUAAUAGUAUUUACAUAAUUCAUAUAUAUCAUUUUUUGUUCAGAUUUUCGUGCGUCGGUUUAUAUAUAGUAAAAUUUCAAAUGUACAAAAUUUUUUUCUUACUUCAUAUCCUUCAAAACUUCGCGUUUUUUCACAAUUAUUCGAUAUAAUAAUCAAUAGCUAUAAAUAUAUGUAUAAUAUUUAACAUCGUGCAUUUAAUAA